Molecule: messenger RNA, 1610 nt
Organism: Phyllostomus hastatus (greater spear-nosed bat)
Lineage: Eukaryota; Metazoa; Chordata; Mammalia; Chiroptera; Phyllostomidae
Gene: FCGR2B
Product: Fc gamma receptor IIb
Exons: 9
Coding region: 96-1166 (356 amino acids)
Biological process (GO): cell surface receptor signaling pathway
Molecular function (GO): transmembrane signaling receptor activity
Source: RefSeq, a predicted model, not a curated record
CAGAGCCGGCUGGUCCCUGGGGUGCAGCCGGUGGUGAAGCCUCCCAGAGAGUCCGGCUGGCCUGCCCGUGCCUUCGGGACACCGCUGUAGGGGCCAUGGGGGUCCCCUCCGUCCUGCCCCUCCCUGCCGCGGCGAGUGACCGGGCUGGCGGCCCGUCCCGCCGUCCUUGGGGCCACAUGCUGCUGUGGACAGCUCUGCUGGUCCUGGCUCCCGCGGCCUCCGCAGCUGGGACUCCCAGCCCACAGGGUCCCCCGAAGGCCGUGGUGCGCCUGGAGCCCCCCUGGUUCAACGUGCUCCGGGAGGACGACGUGACUCUGCACUGCCAGGGGCCCCACGGCCCUGCGGACGGCCCCACCCAGUGGUCCAGGGACGGGACCCCCAUCCUGGCCCAGGUCCAGCCCCGCUUCAGCUUCAAAGCCAGCCUCAGCGACAGUGGGGACUACAGGUGCCAGACGGGCCAGACCGGCCUCAGCGACCCUGUGCAUCUGAACGUCACUUCCGACUGGCUGCUGCUGCAGACCCCAAGCCUGCUGCUGCAGGAGGGCGACCACCUCCUGCUGAGGUGCCACAGCUGGCAGAACCGGCCUCUGUUCAAGAUCCAGUUCCUCCAGGACGGCGUCUCCAGGCGGUACUCCCCUGCCAAUUCCAGCUUCUUCGUCCCGCACGCUAACGUCAGUCACAGCGGCACGUACCACUGCUCCGGAUUCAUCGGGAGAAUGAAGCACGAGUCCAACCCUGUGAACAUCACUGUCCAAGGCAGACGGGACGACAGCUCCUUCCCGGUGACCAUCGUUGUGGCCGUGGUCGUGGUCAUCGCUGUCGUGGCCGCUGUGGCUGCCGUGGCGGCCUGGGUCUGCCUCAGGCAGAGCCAGAGCGCAGUCAUUUCUUCUGGACAAGAGGCCAUGCACGGAAGCGCCGUCCAGGGGUGUUGGGAGGAGGACCAGGCCUCGGGCCUCCCGGCAGCGGCCACUGCGCAGACGCAGCACUGUCAUCAUGCAGGAGGAGCCCCUGAGAGCAGGGAAGUGGGAGAGACCCCACCUGAGGAACCAGCCACCCUCACCCAGGCUGAAGAGGCUGCCAAAACGGAGGCCGAGAACUCCAUCACCUACUCCCUGCUCAUGCACCCGGAGGAGGACCCGGGGCUCUCGGAUUACCAGAACAUGUAGCCGUGGGCACGAGGGCCAGGCGAGCUGGGUCGGUCUUCCAGCCUGACCAGAGGCCCCCGAGGUUCCCAGGGAGCAGGACUCUUCCGGGGGGUGUCCCCGCCCGGACGCCCGGGCUCCUGUCCCGACAGCCACAGACCAUGUGGUCCCGGCUGACGGGCCGCGCCGACCCCGGCCGCGGCGCCGGUCCCCAUCACACGUCCUCUGUCUGCAUCCACGCGGCCAGCAAACUGCGCUCUCGUGAAGACAGCUCGGCCACAGGGGAAGUGCGUGUGCCACGCGUGCCCCGGGAGAAACUACACGGAUGUCUGGUUUCGGAUGUGACGAGCAGAGCACCACAGGCCGGCGGGUUGGCGCGGCUGUUGCGGGGCGACAGAAUCUGGGGGGGUUCCUUUCUUUUCCUCUACACAGCAUGUAUCACUUUUAUAAUAAAGCAUGUAAAACAAC